Melanotaenia boesemani (Boeseman's rainbowfish) is the source of this 1714-nucleotide messenger RNA. It is a transcript of the gene znrd2, whose product is annotated as zinc ribbon domain containing 2. The transcript has 4 exons. The coding region runs from base 70 to 759 and encodes 229 amino acids. The record is from RefSeq and is a predicted model, not a curated record. Lineage: Eukaryota; Metazoa; Chordata; Actinopteri; Atheriniformes; Melanotaeniidae.
CUUUCACGAAGAAGAUGUCCGUUGGACGUCGAUGACGUCAUCACGCACAACGUGUAGCACUGAAGCAACAUGGCUUUGAAUGGAGAUGAAGAAGACUUUGAGUGGGAACCACCAACAGAGGCAGAGAUAAAGGUGAUCCAAGCUCGCAGGGAGCGACAAGACAAAAUCAGCAAGCUGAUGGGAGAUUAUUUGCUGAAGGGAUACAAAAUGCUGGGAGAGUGCUGCGAUGCAUGUGGGACUAUUCUUCUUCAGGACAAACAGCAGAAAAACUACUGUGUUUCAUGCCAGGAGCUGGACUCUGAUAUUGACAAGGACAACCCAGCUCUGAAUGCACAGGCUGCAUUGUCUCAAGUGAGAGAAAGGCAGCUAGCAGCCCAAUCCCCUGCUCCGUCCCAGGCCUCUGAACUCAAUGGAGGUCCAUGCAACAGUCAAGCAAGUUCCUCAGUUCCUCAGCCCAGACCAGAGCACUGUGAAGGAGCUGCUGCAGGUGGAAGAGCCGUUGUACCCCCACCUGCUGUCCCUGUUCCUGCAGCCCCUGCCUCCACCUCAGCCCUGGCACCCACUCGUCCCCCUGUUUCUCUACAAAGCUCUACCCUCCGACCCGUGUUGGAAGAAGCUGAGGAAGCUGUUCUCACGAAACUUCGUUGGGCCACUACCCAGUUACAGAGUUCAACCUGUUUAGAGGCAAGCAUCCAACUCUGCAGCCUCAUUACCAGCUGUGCCAACUCCCUGCGCAGCCUCAAGGACCUCAGCCAGUAACAACAAUGGACUGGGUGACAUCAUGGAGUGCUGGAGACUCUGUUUCUGCUUGUCUCUGUUUUGAAGUAUUGACUCUGGUUUAGCUUCGCUCUGGCUGAAUCCUUGCAUAGAUAUGAAUUUGAUAAUGGUUCAAAAAUGCACUUGAAAUAGGAUUAAAAUGUCAAAAGUGCACAUGUCACCCAAGGGUUAAUGUAGACAUAGAGUUGGCAGAAAUAUCCUGUAACUAGUUCAUUUUUUCCAAUUGUAAGUUAUAUUUACAAACAUUUAACAUUUGUCAAAGCACAUUGUCGAUAUUCAAUUUAAAAAUAUCUAGCCAUUAAAAAGAUAAUUAAGCAAUGUUUUAUUAAUAUAUCAUACAAAAAAACAAUGAUGACUUGUAUUAAGAGUUUGUUGGGUUUAUCCACAACAGCUGUUACGUACACAUGAAAAUAUGCAUUUUCUUCUGAUUAGGAAUGUUAUUUAUCUCAAAAAAAGAUUAGCUUCCAAGCCCCUGAAUUACAGCAGCAGCUAAAACUCGAUUGUGCACACCUGAAUGUUUUGUUUUUCAUAAGAAAAGUCUGCUGAUUAACAACAUAUAGAGUUUUGGAUUUCAAUUAAAGAUUUAAGCGUGUUUUUCAGAAAUCCCCGCUUAACUUUUUCUACAAUCUCGGUUAAAUCGUCUGAUUUUCUGCUCAGUCUGGCCCUGAUUUCUGUUGUCUCUGACCAUCAGUUGAUACAAAGAUAACCUGAGCAUUUCAGAUAAAUGCAUGUGAUGCAUGAAGGUAAUAGCUAAAUGGCUCAUUAGUCCCUGGAUGAGAUUUAAGAGAUACAAUUUAAUUUCUUUAUUCAUUGUAUCUUUAGCAAAUAAACUGCAUAAUAUACAAAUAGACAGCACUUCAGAUUUGAGAAGCCUGCCUCAGUGUUGAUCAGUAUAGUUUUCUAUUGAUGUACCAGAAUAAAUUAAAACUAUUCUGAA